AUGAAACGAGACAACAGUAACAAUCCUUCUUUUAGAGACAAGAAAAGAGUUAAAACGAUUGCUCAGAGAACGAUAGAAACACAUAACAUUACUACCGAUGCUGGUUCAAGCAAAAGUAUGGGCAGUUAUUCUAAUUAUAUGAUUUUAUAUCCUGUAAUAAAUUAUACUCCAAGAACCAUUGAUGUUGUAGAUUUUGCGGAGGCGAGAGCAUUUGAAAUUAAUGCUAUGAAUGACGCUUUGGAGCGAGCAAAUCAAGCUAAAAACUCCAGAGCUUCUCAAAAUCUACCUCGUCACCUUCGACGUCGUGCCGCAAGUCAUAAUGUCAAACGCUUACCUAUUCGCUUAAGAAAAAAGGCAACGGAAGAGAUGGAACUAGAUAAAUCCGUUCCAAAAAAACCUAGCAGACGCAAACAAAGACGUCCCGCGACUUUAUCUGCCGAAUAUAAGAGACGACAAACAAAUAAGAAGUGGCUUGAAACACAUAUGUGGCAUUCUAAACGAAUGAAGAUGACUGAAUUAUGGGGAUAUAAAUUGGCAGAGCAUCCAAAUGAGAAAAGCAUUAAAGCAUCGUAUCGAGCAAGUGAACAUCUAUCGAUCAUCCAUGACGCUUCUUAUUUUGGAUGGUUAAAAGUUUCCGGUAAUUCCAGUAAUAUCAUAAAAUUGUUAAAUAGUGUUACAGACCCAACCUUGCCAUCCGUAGGAAGCGAAAGUGCUUAUCAAGAGGUGUUAAGAGCUUUUGAAUUUGCACGUGAACAGAUGAAUUUAACUGAAUCUGUAUCGAUUGAAAAUCUUCAAGAUGAAUUCCUGAUUUUUGAAUUAACGGGACCACGAUCAACAGCCUUGUUACAAACAGUUCUAGAUUUAUACGAUGAUCCAAUCGAUUUAACCGAGGAAAAUGAUAAAAUGUCUUCAAAACUUCGUGUAAAUAAUGAAGCACACAAGACAUGGAAAACUUUACGUGGUUUACGAACUUCAACUUCAUUACCACCUAACAUUGUUUUAGGGUUAACGGUCCUCGAUCCGCGCUUACAAUUUCCAAAGAAAGUUCCACAACGUUCGAAUUUGAUGCCUGUUGAAUCAGAAAGAGAAUUGCAAGAAAUUUUGGUUAAUUGGCCUGAAAACGUUGCAUAUUCUGAAUUAUGGAGUGACGAGGUUCGGAACGCAUUAUCCAAUAAAAUUUCUGACGGCGAUUUAGAUAAACGCAGAAGUAAAUUACUUGUUCCGGGGCAAAAGUUAUUAUUACAAUCGGAGGAUUCGCUAAUUCCGAUUUUUUUAAUAAAACGGGAUGGAAUUAAUAUGUCGAUUACAUCAAAAAGAACAUCAGAAUUUGUAGGUGGUUGGAAUAUUAUUAUGCCUGCGAAUUGGGGGAUGGCUUUUUGGAAAAGUUUUAUUUUUGCAGGUGCAUGGGUUGGUGGGUUGCGAGAACGUCAUAAUCAUCACUUCGAAUCAGGUAUACCAUGUUUCCCAUACGAUUUUCCUGGUACUAUACCAUACGAGAAUUUUUCAAAUGUUCAGAAAAGGGUAAAACAAUUAGAAUAUAACAAACGCCCACCUGCAAAGCGUCCAAAUUUCAAAAAACUUCUAGUUGAUUCACCAUUCGAACCACCGUUUGAUCAACUGGUGGGAAUAGAUUCAAUAGAACUACGUGAUUAUAUACACGAAAAAAUCAUAGCCAAAGAACAAGAAAAAAAAAUGCCAUGGUUACUUCAAGGAAUAAAAAACAUUCGUUUACUUGAGAAUGCCGAAAAUUACAGUGAAGAAUUUAGCCAAUUACUUUCCAAACAAAUAAUACAAGCAUUCAAUGUUAGAGAUAUAAAUCUUGAAAGUGAAGCUGUUUCACUUGAUUCAAGUAAAGCUCUUGUUCAUGUCAGAGUAGGAUUCUUGGCACGAGGAUUACCUGGACCAAAUGCUAUAAUAUAUAAGGCUGAUAAGAUUACAUAUGAUCAUUGGAUUAAUGUGCUCAACAACAGAAAUGACGACUCAAAUAGUAUUGAAUCGGAAAAUGACGAUACUGAGGGGGUUCAUCCGUCUUCAUUACCUUCCAAAGCUGAUAUAAUUGGUUAUGUUACGACAGGACAAUUUUCUUUUAGUCAAGGACAUGGAUUUGCAAUUGGAUGUUGUUCAGUAACUAGUAUUUUAAACUUAUUUAGAAUUCAAAAAAGUGAAGGAAGGAAAAUAACGAAUUUUGUAUUAGUUAGAAAGAUAACAAGUCAUACUUGUAAACCUGCUAUUUUAGAAAUUUUGCCAUGA
Molecule: messenger RNA, 2250 nt
Organism: Funneliformis geosporum
Lineage: Eukaryota; Fungi; Glomeromycota; Glomeromycetes; Glomerales; Glomeraceae
Source: the annotation of a GenBank genome assembly